AUUCGCGCUGAUAUCGUGUAGCCUCUAGGCUGAGUUCGUGCGUCUCGUCGGCGGUGGAUGCUGUGACAAACCGAACUACACUCACUUUCGUCCUAAUAGGAAUGUUAGUUCUGCGCGAUCUGACGAGCCUCUCGUGUAUUCGCGACCUUUAUUAAGAUAAAUCAGUGUGCCUCUAUUAAUUACAGUGUUAUUUAUUGACUUAGCAAAAUACAGCAGUGAUUUAGCAGAGUGAUACAAUUAAAAUUAGAGUUAAUUGAAAUUUAAUUAAAGCUGAUUGAUUUUAAUGAAAACGUUGGAAAAUGGAAUCAACUGGUUUUGAUGAUCAAAUGUUUAGUGAAUUUAAUGACACCCUCAGCCCGCUGGGAACGAAAGCAAUACAUGCUAGUGGAACGAAUGGUCACAACAUUCAAGUAGUGUUGGGCAUCAAUCAAUCAUCGCCCGAUUCCUGUACGCAGAGAUUACCGGAAGUGAACAGUAUUUUGGCGGCCGGCUCGCCAAAUUACAAAAAUAUCGAUUACACCAAUUUGAACAAAGUGGAAUACCAUCCGAAUGGGAAAAUGGAUGCACAAUAUUCGCCAAACUCCAACAAAAUGGAUUACAUCAACUGUAAGCUCGAAUACUACUCUGCGCAGCCCACUGUCAAUAAUAAUCUGAAUAAAAUAGAAUAUAUUAAAACCCUAGAUUACAAUGCCAAUGGUCGUGUCGAGUACUCGCCCCCGUCUAAGGGGGUCGAUUAUGGUGGCGGAAAGCUGGAAUAUGAAUCCACCAUGACAAUGUUCCAGCAGCCAUCGCCGAUAACGUCGACCUCGUCGUUGAACGGAUUGAACGAUCCCAACAAACGGAAACACGACGACAGUGCUUCCGGCUCGUCGACUCCCACUACAACAACGUCGAUUUCCAACGGAAGCAGUGUCGACAGUGCAUCGAGUUCUAGCAAGAAAAAUGAUAAGAAAAAAUCCGAUCCCAACGGGAUCAAGAAAAAGAAAACCAGGACCACUUUCACAGCAUAUCAAUUGGAGGAGUUAGAAAGAGCCUUCGAGCGGGCGCCCUAUCCUGACGUUUUUGCACGUGAAGAGCUCGCCCUAAAGCUCAACUUAAGUGAAUCUAGAGUACAAGUAUGGUUCCAGAAUCGGCGGGCGAAAUGGAGGAAACGCGAACCACCCCGGAAGUCUGCCUAUAUGGGCAAUAACAGUCCAUCAACGCCAAUGAAUGGUCCGAUUGGCACAACGUUCACACAGUUUCCGCAGACAACAACCGUAACUCCACCGGGCAGUGUGGAAAGUUGGCCCACUUACCAAACACCGUACGAACUGAGUCCGCAUUUCAAUCUGCUAUCUCCUGCCGCUAGUCCUUACGGUUCCUUUACCACCCAAUACGGUACUUACGUGCAUGAAAGUCAAUUAUUUCCCGUGAGACAACAUUUCGAUUACGGCAGUCCGUCUAGACCGGGAGUUGAAUCUGAGGAAUCACAUCAUAAAACUGAGCACUACGCGUCGCUGGACGAUAAAUUCGACACGCACUGUAGUGUCACUGAUGGUGUAACGAACGGGAAAUACGUAGACGACACCAAGUACAUACACGCAGUCAACAUUAUUGACGAUCCCAAGUAUACGACCAAUUGUCAUCUCGAAGAUCCAUCACUUAAACAGUCGCCCUACGGGACACCAUCCACGUGUCAACCUGGAGACGAAGGAGAACCGCUUGGCAUCCUGAAGUCGGAGGAUGGCGUCAGCCACAGUUACGUUCUCCCGCCUUUUUUGCGCUGAAGCAAAUGCUAUCGGCAAAACGUUCUUAAUAUACCGCCGCAGCAAGAAGUCGUGGAUGUUUUCUAUUUUAGGUAAAGGGAUUGAAAGUCAAACAAUUCAGCCAAAAUGUGUAUAGCAUAGAUAUGCUUGCUCCUAUAUUUAUUUUAUAUUCUUAUCCCAAAAUUACUCCCUAGAUUUAUAAAGAAAAGGUUUUAUCAUUGUACCUAUGUAAAUACUCAGACAUCGAAGUUUAUGGAAACCGUAACAUUCAAUUGAUGUACAACCCAAAUCCCACAAAGCACACAGGUAUAAUGAAAUCAAAACCGAAGGCUUAUUUAUACAUGCGAAGGAGAUCAUCGACAAGUGCCUUUCGCCUAUAUUUUCACACCGUAGAAAGGGUCGUUGUACAAAGCUACCAAAAACUCGCGAGAAACGAAUCCGGUUAACCAGACAGCUGAGAAAAAGCUCUAUCUAAAAACUAGAAUAAAUUUAACCGUAAAUACGAGAUAAAUCAAAUCAAAGAAUAAACAUUCGAUUGUUGGAAAAUUUUCCACGCCAGGUAACACCUCGGUUGUUUCGAAACAGUUGGGUUUCUCUGAGUCAGACUUGUUUAUUUUAUCGAGAAAUUAAAGCUUUGAUCAAAACAGUGAUUUGCGUUAAAAGGGAAAAAAGUCGUUCCAGGCUGUGCCAAAAAAUCAGUGCUCCAGAUCCGGUUGAUUGGCAAAGUGCGAUGAAAAAGAGGGAGAUUUAGUGUCGUUAUCCGUAGUCCAAGCGAUUGAGCUAUUAGAUUAAAUUUUACACUUCUUUUGGCUGGUAUGAAAUUAUAUAAAAUAAAAAAUGUGAAGUGCCAUUCAAUUUAAAUUAGUACCUAAAAGAUUCGGAAAAAAAUUCCUCAAUUUUUCUGUUAAGAUUUGUUAAGCAACUAAAUUCAGCUUUUAUUGUAAAUAAUUUACCAAUAGUCAUAAGAAGUAUCUAUUUACGCAAUUACUGGUUGCCAAUAGCGAUUCAGUCCAAAACCAACAACAAAAUCCAAAAUGUCUUUCCAAAGAAAAUAUAGCUCGAGGCUAAUGCACAUAAAAUGUCAGUCUCUAAAAGAUUUCCAAACCCACAGUUGAACCAUCGAACGAUAUAGCUGCUAUUUAAGUUGUUAUUAGAUUUACUUUAUGUUUUCGCUUACGUUCAGAUUACUAUCCCAAUAGUAUACUACCGAAGCGGGCUUAUUUGGAAAAGCCUCAACCAUGAUUUUAUUGAGUCCAAUGUAAAUAGUCGGAUAGAAUUUACCUAGCGUAAGAACACCUCGAAGGAGCCGAGCUGUUGAAGCACAUUCCCUGGAGUGCCUUAAUGUUUGUUGUGAGACGCUAUCUCAAAAUAUUUCGGUCGGUUUACGAAGUGUAGCAAUGAAAUGUAAAGUAAAGUUGCAUCCCCGAAAUGUAAAUGUAUA
Molecule: messenger RNA, 3186 nt
Organism: Toxorhynchites rutilus septentrionalis
Lineage: Eukaryota; Metazoa; Arthropoda; Insecta; Diptera; Culicidae
Product: homeobox protein aristaless-like 4
Exons: 4
Coding region: 300-1766 (488 amino acids)
Biological process (GO): regulation of transcription by RNA polymerase II
Molecular function (GO): RNA polymerase II transcription regulatory region sequence-specific DNA binding; DNA-binding transcription factor activity, RNA polymerase II-specific
Source: RefSeq, a predicted model, not a curated record